Messenger RNA from Drosophila persimilis, 2684 nucleotides. It is a transcript of the gene Vha100-5, whose product is annotated as V-type proton ATPase 116 kDa subunit a. Gene Ontology annotation, molecular function: proton-transporting ATPase activity, rotational mechanism; ATPase binding. Gene Ontology annotation, cellular component: vacuolar proton-transporting V-type ATPase, V0 domain; vacuolar proton-transporting V-type ATPase complex; plasma membrane. Gene Ontology annotation, biological process: vacuolar acidification; proton transmembrane transport. The record is from RefSeq and is a predicted model, not a curated record. The transcript has 4 exons. NCBI's taxonomy places the organism in Eukaryota, Metazoa, Arthropoda, Insecta, Diptera, Drosophilidae. The coding region runs from base 87 to 2546 and encodes 819 amino acids.
GCAGGUCGCGAAAAAUAGUCAACGAAUCAACAAGAAAAUACUUUGAAAAAUCUCCCCUCAAAAGUUGACAGACCAGACAUCGAACCAUGGGCGACAUGUUCCGGAGCGAGCAGAUGGCCCUGUGCCAGCUGUUCAUCCAGCCGGAGGCGGCCUACGCCUCCAUAGCGGAGCUCGGCGAGCGGGGAUGCGUCCAGUUCCGGGACCUCAACGAGGAGGUCAGCUCCUUCCAGCGCAAGUACGUGACGGAGGUGCGGCGCUGCGACGACAUGGAGCGCCGCCUGCGCUACGUGGAGGCCGAGAUGAAGCGGGACAAGAUCGAGCUGCCGCAGCUGCGCGACGAGGAGGAGCCGGCGGCACCCAAUCCGAGGGAGGCCGUCGACCUGGAGGCCCAGCUGGAGAAGACGGAGAACGAGCUGCGCGAGAUGGCGGCCAACGGGGCCAGCCUGAAGGCGAACUUCACGCACAUGCAGGAGCUGAAGUGCGUGCUGGAGAACACCGAGGGCUUCUUCUCCGACCAGGAGAUCCUCAACCUGGACUCCAACCGGCAGGUGGACCCCAACGAUCCCGCCCAGCUGGCCGGCGGACAGCGCGGGCAGCUGGCCUUCGUGGCGGGCGUGAUCAAGCUGGAGCGGUUCUUCUCGUUCGAGCGGAUGCUGUGGCGCCUCUCGCGGGGCAACAUCUUCCUGCGGCGCUGCGACAUCGAGGGCCUGUGCGACGACGAGGAGAGCGGCCAGCCGGUGCUGAAGACCGUCUUCGUGGCCUUCUUCCAGGGCGAGCAGCUGAAGCAGCGCGUGAAGAAGGUCUGCUCGGGCUACCACGCCUCCGUCUAUCCCUGCCCCAGCUCCCAUGCCGAGCGGGCGGACAUGAUCAAGGACGUGAACGUGCGCCUCGAGGACCUCAAGAUGGUGCUCAACCAGAGCGCCGACCACCGCUCCCGGGUGCUCACCUCGGCCUCGCGGCACCUGCCCCGCUGGUCGAUCAUGGUGCGCAAGAUGAAGGCCAUCUACCACAUCCUCAACUACUUCAAUCCGGACGUGACCGGCAAGUGCCUGAUCGGCGAGGGCUGGGUGCCGGCCAACGACCUAACUACGGUCCAGGAGGCGCUGGCGCGCGGCGCCAAGCAGUCGGAGAGCUCCAUACCGGCCUUCAUGAACGUGAUCGAGACGAACGAACAGCCGCCGACGUACACGCGGACGAACAAGUUCACCAACGGCUUCCAGAACCUGGUCGACUCCUACGGCAUGGCCUCCUACCGCGAGGUCAAUCCCGCCCUGUACGCCUGCAUCACGUUUCCCUUCCUGUUCGCCGUGAUGUUCGGCGACCUCGGGCACGGCCUCAUCCUGGUGCUGUUCGCCGCCUGGCUGAUCCUCAAGGAGCAGAAGCUGGCCGCCAUCAAGGAGGAGAUCUUCAACAUCUUCUUCGGCGGCCGCUACAUCAUCUUCCUGAUGGGUCUCUUCUCCAUCUACACGGGCUUCAUCUACAACGACGUCUUCUCCAAGUCGAUGAACAUCUUCGGCUCCGGCUGGAGCAUGAACUACACCGAGGCGGUGGUGGUUGACCCCAGCCUCAAGUAUCUGACCCUCCGGCCGAACGACACCUUCACCAAGCCGUAUCCCCUGGGCAUGGAUCCCAUCUGGCAGAUGGCCGACAACAAGAUCAUCUUCCUGAACACCUUCAAGAUGAAGCUGUCGAUCAUCUUCGGGGUCCUGCACAUGGUCUUCGGCGUGUCCAUGUCCGUCGUGAACUUCAUCCACUACCGGAAGUACGCGAGCAUCUUCCUGGAGUUCCUGCCGCAGGUGCUGUUCCUGCUGCUGCUCUUCGGCUACAUGGUGUUCAUGAUGUUCUUCAAGUGGAUCGUCUACAACGACACCGUCGAGGGCCCCCUGUCGCCGGCCUGCGCCCCCUCCAUACUCAUUCUGUUCAUCAACAUGAUCCUGCAGGGCAGCCAGGACACGCCGGAGCCCUGCAAGGAGUUCAUGUUCGAGGGCCAGAAGGACAUACAGAUGGUGUUCGUCGUGGUGGCGAUCAUCUGCAUUCCCUGGAUGCUGCUGGGCAAGCCGCUCUACAUCAUGGUCAAGCGUCGCGGCAGUCCGCCGGCUCUGCCGAAGCCCCAAGAAGGCGCCAACGGGGGCGGUGGCGACCAUGGCGGUCACGGCGAGGACGAGCCAAUGGGCGAGAUCUUCAUCCACCAGGCCAUACACACCAUCGAGUACGUGCUGAGCACGGUCUCCCACACGGCCUCGUACCUACGGCUGUGGGCUCUGUCCCUGGCCCAUGCCCAGCUCUCCGAAGUGCUGUGGAGCAUGGUCCUGGCCAAGGGCUUCAUAUUCGACAGCUAUAUCGGUGCCAUUGGCGUUUACCUGGUGUUCUGGGCCUGGUCCUCGCUCACCGUCGGCAUCCUGGUGCUCAUCGAAGGACUCUCGGCCUUCCUGCACACCCUCCGCCUGCACUGGGUGGAGUUCAUGAGCAAGUUCUAUGAGGGCGCUGGUUACGCCUUCGAGCCCUUUGCCUUUAAGACCAUUCUGGUGGACGACGAGGAUGCCUAGAGGGGGAGAGAGAGACAGAGAGAGAGGGGGGGAGAGAGCGCGCAGGACGCACUAGCCCAAAAACAUUUUCCGUUUAUUUGGUUUUCUUUUUUUAAAAGAAAAAAAUAAAAUUUUGUUUGAUAUGCAUACACCCAGAAA